Molecule: messenger RNA, 507 nt
Organism: Aspergillus luchuensis
Lineage: Eukaryota; Fungi; Ascomycota; Eurotiomycetes; Eurotiales; Aspergillaceae
Exons: 2
Coding region: 1-507 (168 amino acids)
Molecular function (GO): ATP binding; ATP hydrolysis activity
Source: RefSeq, a predicted model, not a curated record
AUGGUCGGCCUGGAUAAUGUGACGGAGCGAGUACGCCAGUUGCACAGACAGGCAAAGAUGAAGGCUCAGCGAAUGAGCAUCGGUCAACCCAUUCGAACCAUUUCAUUGAAUGAGACCCUCAUGGGCCCCCUAGGGACCGGUAAAACUACGUUUGCCACCCUAUAUGGCCGCAUCUUAAACGACUUAGGAUUGCUACCUAGAGACGAUAUAAUCCGCAAAGCUGAGUCCGGGCUGAUCGGUAAGGAUAUCGGAGAGACGGCGGAACGGGUUCAAAACGCCAUUCAUGAAGCCGAAGGGAAUGUCCUGAUCAAUGACGAUGCCUAUGCCCUGUGGGGCGGAGGGAAGAACCCGAAUCCGCUCCACAAAGCAGCUAUUGACACCUUAGUAAACUGUGUCUCGGAAAGUCGGACAUCAUAUCAGUGUAUUCUGCUCGUUGAUUAUGAGUAUGAACUAAGAGAGAUGUUUCGUCAUGUCAAUCCCGGUCUGCCUAGCACAUUUCCAAUGUAA